This is a messenger RNA of Carassius auratus (goldfish), 2938 nucleotides long. It is a transcript of the gene kctd5a, whose product is annotated as potassium channel tetramerization domain containing 5a. The record is from RefSeq and is a predicted model, not a curated record. Gene Ontology annotation, cellular component: Cul3-RING ubiquitin ligase complex; cytoplasm. Gene Ontology annotation, molecular function: cullin family protein binding. The coding region runs from base 127 to 801 and encodes 224 amino acids. The transcript is spliced from 6 exons. Gene Ontology annotation, biological process: protein homooligomerization; proteasome-mediated ubiquitin-dependent protein catabolic process. Lineage: Eukaryota; Metazoa; Chordata; Actinopteri; Cypriniformes; Cyprinidae.
UCAGCACUGUGUGUUUGGAACCUGCUGGGAUGGGAGGGCACAACGGCUCUCAGACUCCACACACACUUCCUGCUCUCGCUCAGCUCCAUCAUCAGGGAAGGCAGUCCUCGGGAGAGCAGAGGAGGGAUGGCGGAGAAGAGCCCUGACCCGAGCGGCUCGAGCGCCCGCAAGUGUCCCGCUCUUUCUCCCGGAGAGAGACUGCAGCCGUCUGCAAGCGGCUCGUCCAAAUGGGUUCGUCUGAACGUCGGCGGCACGUACUUUCUCACGACGACACAAACGCUGUGCAGAGACCCGAAGUCUUUCCUGUACCGUCUGUGCCAGGCCGACCCCGACCUCGACUCCGACAAGGAUGAAACAGGUGCUUAUUUGAUAGACCGCGACCCCACUUAUUUUGGUCCGGUGCUCAACUAUCUGAGACACGGGAAGCUGGUGUUGAACCGAGGCCUAGCAGAGGAAGGCGUGCUGGAAGAGGCCGAAUUCUACAAUAUCACUUCACUGAUUAAACUGGUCAAAGACAAAAUCAGGGAGAGGGAUUGUAAGACGGCUCAGCUCCCUGUGAAGCACGUCUACAGAGUCCUGCAGUGUCAGGAGGAGGAACUGACACAGAUGGUCUCCACCAUGUCAGAUGGCUGGAAGUUUGAACAGUUGGUCAGUAUCGGCUCUUCAUACAACUACGGAAAUGAGGAUCAAGCAGAGUUCCUUUGCGUGGUCUCCAAGGAGCUGCACAAUCAGUCAUACGGCACAAACAGCGAGCCCAGUGAAAAGGCCAAGAUUCUUCAAGAACAAGGCUCUCGAAUGUGAAACGGCUGUUUUAACGCUCUGGUCCUGCAGUUGCCAGGCAGAACGACACGCACCAUAUCACACAGAGAGAGAAUUGUCAAGCGGAAUGACAACCUAUUUGGAAUGGAUGUUCUGUUUUUUUUAGAUUCAUCGACACUUGUUUGUGCCUGCACAGUUAAACCAGACUGUUGUUUCUUGACAUCGACAGAUCUUUCCGAAUUGUUUGGUUUGAAAGGUAGGAAUAUGCAUGUCAUUAGUAAGCUGAGCAAAAAGGGCCUCGAUCACGCCUGGUCCAAUCAUGUUUACUCAGGGUCUCUUACUGUUUAUCAUGUCAUUUGAGAAAAAGAAAAAAAAAUCUUAAAACUGUAUAUUAUGCCAGAAAGUUAAACCUCGUUGUUUAAAAUUAUCAUUAAGAGAGUGGAGUUUUUUAAAAAAAAAAAGUAAAAAAGUAUUUUUUUGAUUGAGAUUACAUUAUUAAGGUGGAUUGUGUGUAACACUGACAGGUGAGGGACAGUGGAUUUUUACAGCAAGGGUUUUGUUUCAGCGUGUUUGUAAGAACAGAUGGGAUUAUGAAUUUUUUUUGACUCGUAUAGUGUUAGUUUUUAUACCAGAAGGGUGAAAGCCCAUCCGUAACAGUUUGCCUCAAAGUUACCUCACGUUUUGGGAGGUUUUACUGCUGCUGCCUUGAGUUGGUUAAAAACAGAACAGAACAGAAAAAGUUUGUCUUCCUCCCAACAUUCAUUCUACUUGGACUUCGGAUAAACUGGAACUAUUUUUUAACGUUUUUGAGGGUGAAAAACGCCUAACGCUGUUGACUUUGUGACAGAGCUAGAUUUGGUUUAAUUGGAGAAUUACGGCGAAGCCACGAAGGCAUUCGGUCUGAUUCGUUUUGGCAAUACCGUUUCGAACAAGGCUUUACUUCCAUGACGGCGACUGUUAAUUAGUGGUGUUGUAGGGCUUAUUUUGUUGACACUUUGGUAAGAGAUGGAGACAGAACGGGCACUUCUAGAAGAGAGAGAAAAAUUCACAUCUACACAGUUUUAACACUGCAGUUCUUCAUUUGCUUCAGCUUUUUGAAACUAGAUUCCAAAUAUACAUAAUCCCGUAGUUUAUUUAAAAACAUUUUGACAAUGUUGCCUUUAAUAAACUUACACAAGAUCAGAAUUUACUGAAUUUUAGUCAGGGAAGUAAUGCAUCACUUUGCUAGGCUUCAAGCAUAUCUAUUUGACAUCCUGUAUAUAGACUAAAGAGCAUCAUAUUCAGUGCAUGUUAUUUUUCCUAAUCCUCGCACACACACACACACACACACACAAAGGGCUUUUACUAGUGGAAUACAAGCUAUAAUUUUUUGCAGAGAUUCAUCCGAUCUCUUAAUAUUGCCUGAUCGAGGCGAAGUUUACAAUGCUAGUGUUUUCUAAACAAUAAUACCACACGUUUACUUACCUUGACUAUGUGACAUCACAUUCUAGUUUGGUUUCAAGACCUGUAUGUUUACAUAUCCUCUCUGUUAGCUAGUUGAUAAGGUCAACCUUGUGUCUUAGCAGCUAGAGAGGAGGUUUGGAUUCGUAUGGGUGGAGUGUUAAGUUGCUUGCUCAGUGAGUGAAACGGCUCCAUCGUCCAGGCCGUGACACUGGAGAGUGAUGGUCAUCACUGUGUAGGGCACUGCAGCCCUUAAACUUGUUUUUUUCAUGUCCUGCCUCCAAGUUCCUGGUGGAUAAAGUAGGAUGUGCACACUGAUGCACCGAUCUCACUUCUCCUUUAUGUCUUCUGGACUUUCUCAGCCACGGUCUGCAUUUCACUUGCCUGUUUACUUAAACUUGUUUCUGAUGGGCCCUGGUGAGUUCGUUUUUAUUUUCUGAGGGUGGCAUCUCACCUCAGAUUUGUUUUUCUCUCUCCAUUUAAAGCGUGCAAUCUGCAAAAUGUAUUUUGAAAACGGGCAAAAGUAGACUGAAUUGGCUUUUGCUCCACUUUGUCACUGCUGUUCCUAUACUUAUUAUUACCCUAUAACAUGUUUUUGUAUUUGUAUUUUUUUAUGCUUACAAUUUGUGUAUUCACAUAGUAUAUUAUAUAUGUAAUUGCAAGUUACGACUGGGGAAAAUGUAUAUGAUGGUAAUGCUAGAACCUGGUCAAACUAAAUAAACACUUUUGAAUUCUGAAA